CUAGAGCUGGUGGUGGGGGGGAAGCAUUAAUAUGACAUAUAUAUAUGAUAAACAAUAUAAAUAUCUGUCAUUAAAGAUAUCUAUAGAUGGCUUUACACCUUUACAACAUUUUUGAUCAGGCAGGCUUUUCAACGCUCUAGUGACGCCAUCUAGAAGCGUCAGAGGGCCCAUUUGAACCCACGUGUGUACACUGUGGGCCAACCAGGACACGUUUACACAUCGUAUUGUAUUUAUACUCAUUUCUAUAUAAAUAUAUAUCGAUAAAGCGCACUGUGUCUCCAGGAUGAGCGCCCAGAUUACUUGUGUCGGAUGGGUGGGGAGAGGCGUUGCCAAGGAAACCCCGGAGAAGGUUGAGUUGAGCCAAGAGGAGCUACAGCGCAUCAUCACUGAAGCAAAAGAGGAGCUGGGGGAACUAGUAGUCGAAGAUGACGAAGAGGAGGAUGAAGGUAUUGCUUCUGAGCCGAAUCCUGGCAGUGAUACACCCGACGUUGCUGAAGUCCCAAAGGAUGAGAAUGAGGAAGAUGACGAGCUAGCAGAGUAUGGCCUGGAUAAAUAUGAUGAAGAGGAUACAGUGACCUCUAACCUCGGCGACAGUCUGGCUGGGCUCACAGUGUUCUGCUCUAAUGAUGAGGAUCCUUACAUCACCCUCAAAGACACAGACCAGUAUGAGCGAGAAGACUUCCAAAUCAAGCCCGGCGACAAUCUCAUCCUGACUGGACGGGCAGAGAAAGACUGCUGCAAUUUGGAGAUUCAUGUUUAUAACUCACAGGAAGAAUCUCUAUAUGUUCAUCAUGAUAUCCUGCUGCCAGCUUACCCGCUGUGUGUGGAGUGGCUAAACUUUGACCCCAGCCCUGGAGAAGGACUCGCUAACUACGCCGCUGUGGGAAACAUGACCCCUCAGAUAGAUGUGUGGGACCUGGAUGUGGUGGACUGUUUAGAGCCAGUCUUCUCCCUGGGCAGCAAAAAGGCCUCCAAGAAGAAAAAGAAGAGCAAGAAGGGGGCAGCAGCAGCAGAACCUGUCGAGGGGCACACAGAUGCAGUGCUUGAUUUAUCCUGGAACAAACUGGUCAGAAAUGUGUUGGCCAGCGGAUCAGCAGAUGACUCAGUUAUCUUGUGGGAUCUUACUCAAGGCAAACCAGCCACAACUCUCCGCAGGCACACUGAUAAGGUCCAGACGUUAGCAUUCCACCCAUUUGAGGCUCAGACUCUGAUAUCGGGCUCAUAUGACAAGACUACUGUGCUGUACGACUGCCGCAGUCCAGACAACAGUUACCGGACCUGGAGGUUUAGCGGUCAAGUGGAGCGUCUGAUCUGGAACCACUUUUCACCAUGUAACUUCCUGGCCAGCACAGAAGAUGGAUUUGUCUACUGUCUGGACGCACGCUCGGAUAAACCUGUUUUCACACUGAGGGCUCAUGAUGAAGAAGUGUCAGGUUUGAACCUCAGCAGCCAGAUUAAAGGAUGCCUGGUCACCUCAUCAGCUGACAAACACGUGAAGAUUUGGGACAUACUGGGCAACAAACCCAACCUGGUGCACUCAAGGGACAUGAAAAUGGGUGUGCUCUUCUGUGCCUCGUGCUGCCCUGAUAUGCCCUUUGUCUACGCCUUUGGGGGGCAGAAGGAUGGCUUACGGAUUUGGGAUAUAAGUGAUGUUGCAGCAGUGGCUGAGGUAUUUGGCAGUCGAGAGCGCCUGGUGGUGAACGCGGGAUCGCAGGCAUCCAGCGGUGCAGCGACAGCAGAGAUGGAAGUCUUGUAGUGACGCUCUGGAUGCAUCAACAACCUGUAAACACGAAUGAACUGUGGACACCUGGAAACGUACGAAGCUGCUCCGCUUGUUGCUGAGUUCCUCGGAGGGCAGCGCUUAGUACGUCGAAACACGAAUUGGAGUAAACAAGGCUGCAUUCGUUAGGGGUUUGAAAGGUUGGCCAGAAUGCAAACUGGUAUUAAAACGCCUGAAAAACUUGUUCAGCUUGUCUCUCUGCACAGAUAAUAACAGUGGCUUUGCACUCUUGAAGACGUCAUGAGAAAAGACAAGAACAUAUUUCUUACGUUUAUUCAUAUAAGUGAAUAUUUCCCAAGAAUUUAUUUUUUGUUUUUGAGUUUGGAAGCAGUGAUUCAAAUAUUUUAAUUGUUUUAUAUCAAUUUGAGAACUUUCUUUCAUUUUGCUUUUCUUUGUACAUUUACAAAUGAAACAUGCUACCAAGAGUAUUUUCACAUGAAAGUGUGUCAUCUACAUUGUGAUAUUGCAUACCUGGGUUUCCUGGUAAUAAUGAAUGGUAAAAUGAAAUAUUAAAAAGAAGCCUGGCCAAAGUAUUGAAAAAUAAUAGACUCUCUGAAAAGCUGUAUAUUCAAUAAAUAAAUACCAUUUAUAAAAUGUGUAAA
This is a messenger RNA of Dicentrarchus labrax (European seabass), 2382 nucleotides long. It is a transcript of the gene pwp1, whose product is annotated as PWP1 homolog, endonuclein. NCBI's taxonomy places the organism in Eukaryota, Metazoa, Chordata, Actinopteri, Moronidae. The transcript has 15 exons. The record is from RefSeq and is a predicted model, not a curated record. Gene Ontology annotation, cellular component: nucleus. Gene Ontology annotation, biological process: rRNA processing. Gene Ontology annotation, molecular function: protein binding. The coding region runs from base 284 to 1756 and encodes 490 amino acids.